Rangifer tarandus platyrhynchus (Svalbard reindeer) is the source of this 702-nucleotide messenger RNA. The record is from the annotation of a GenBank genome assembly. NCBI's taxonomy places the organism in Eukaryota, Metazoa, Chordata, Mammalia, Artiodactyla, Cervidae.
AUGCUGACGCACGCGGCCUUGUCUCUCAUGCAUAAGCAGGAGAACAUCCGCGUCAUCAAGACUCGCAGCCCGCGGAGAACACGUCGUCACAAGAGGGGACCUUCGUCCAACGGAGUUGUACGGCAGAUGUCUACGCGAUGUGUGGGCGGCCAGCUUCUGCGCGUGCACAAGAAAGUGGAGAGCGGCCCCCUGCUUUACGUCACGUUCUUGCACAUGCUUCGCCUCCUACAUACGCGUGUAAAGCGAUCCGCUUAUACCUCCUGCGGGUCUAGCAGGAAGGCGCAGACCAAGUCGGUGCAGCCCGUCUGCAGGGACUACACACUGCACUUGCAUAAACUGGUACACGGCAUCCAGUUCAAAAAGCGAGCACCUCGUGCACUACGGGAGAUUCGGCGGUUUGCAGAGAAGACAAUGCAAACAAAGGUAGGCAAAGCUUCCGCACUCAUAUUCCGUGUUUGUUUCGACGGAUUAAUCGUGCCCAUGGUAACGAGUAAUCGAUGCAGUGGUGGGGUUGACGCACAACGUGGGCUACGGGAGUACGACAGGCGUUGGGGCGUGCCCUUCGUCAUCCGCGCUGAAGUCUGGCGGGCAGUGUGUUACGUCAUGCGCGGAUUGCACGAGACCACGCGAAUCGUCGGCGCUACACAGUCUACCCGUCGCCUGUGUGUGGACAUGGAACCUGGCAACCGCAUCGGUGCCUAG